Molecule: messenger RNA, 1438 nt
Organism: Nycticebus coucang (slow loris)
Lineage: Eukaryota; Metazoa; Chordata; Mammalia; Primates; Lorisidae
Product: HLA class II histocompatibility antigen, DP alpha 1 chain
Exons: 5
Coding region: 84-848 (254 amino acids)
Biological process (GO): immune response; positive regulation of T cell activation; antigen processing and presentation of exogenous peptide antigen via MHC class II
Cellular component (GO): membrane; MHC class II protein complex
Molecular function (GO): MHC class II protein complex binding
Source: RefSeq, a predicted model, not a curated record
CAAUUUCAGAACUCUUGUCUACCCCCAGCCUGCCUCUGCUCACAAUUGUCAACUCCAGACUCCCUGUCUUCCCUGAAGACAGAAUGUUCCAGACCAGAGCUCUGAUCCUGAAAGCCCUCUGCUUGGCUUUCCUGCUGAGUCUCCAAGGAGCUGGGGCCAUCAAGGCGGACCACGUGUCAACUUACUUCGCGUUUGCACAGACGCACAGACCAUCAGGGGAGUAUAUGUUUGAGUUUGAUGAGGAUGAGCAGUUCUACGUGGAUCUGGACAAGAAGGAGACGGUCUGGCAUCUGCCGGAGUUUGCCCAAGCCUUUUCCUUCGAGGCUCAGGGUGGGCUGGCUAACAUCGCUAUAUUGAACAGCAACCUGAAUAUCAUGAUCCAGCGUUCCAACCACAGCCAGGACACCAAUGAGCCCCCUGAGGUGAUUGUGUUUCCCAAGGAGCCUGUGGAGCUGGGCCAGCCCAACACCCUCAUCUGCCACAUCGACAAGUUCUUCCCACCCGUGCUUAACGUCACGUGGCUGCGCAAUGGCCAGCCGGUGACCCAGGGCGUCGCGGAGAGCCUCUUCCUGCCCAGAACAGAUUACAACUUCUAUAAGUUCCACUACCUGACCUUCGUGCCCUCGGCCGAUGACGUCUAUGACUGCAAGGUGGAGCACUGGGGCCUGGACAAGCCAUUCCUGAGGCACUGGGAGGCCCAGGAACCCGUCCAGAUGCCUGAGAUGACAGAGACUGUGCUCUGUGCCCUGGGCCUGGUGCUGGGCCUGGCUGGUAUCAUCGCUGGCACCAUCCUCAUCGUAAAGGCUCUGCGUUCUGGUCGUGACCCCCGCGCCCACGGUUCCCUGUGACAAAAUUCCUGAAAAGAAGAGGACAUGGGAGAGAUUUGAAUUCCAGCUGCCCUACAAACUCCCGGUCUCAGCUUCCCUUCUCAGGGCAUGUGCUCUCUACCCCAAUGGCUGAUGGCUGACUUAAUUGCUGAUCUUCAAGUUCUAUCCUUGGUUUUUUGUUUCUUCCUUUUUUUUUUUUUUUUUUGACAGAGUUUUGCUUUAUUGCCCUGGCCAGAAUUCCGUGGCAUUUUCACAGCUCACUACAACCUCAAACUCCUGGACUGAAUCCAUCCUCCUGUCUCAGCCUCCUGAGUAGCUGGAACUAAAGGUGUCCACCACAACACCCAGCUAAUUCUUACUUCCUUUCUUUCUUCCUCUCCUCUACUCUCCUCUGCUCUGCUCUCCUCUGCUCUGCUCUCCUCUCCUCUCCUCUCCUCCCGUCCCCUCCCCUCUUCUCUCUCUUUCUUUCUUUCGUAGAGACAGAGUAUUACUCUUGCUCUUGAGCUUAAAGGGAUCCCAGCCUUUAUCCUUAUUUUUUACCUUAAAGCACUCAGCCCUUAGUAUAGUUCCUGACAAAUAGAAAGUAAUAAAUAAAUGCUGAUGCUUUUGUA